GGGACUGUUUAAACUUUUUGCGUUUGCGCGCGUUGCAAAAAAGUUUUCUGAUUUGUUCACGCGUUUUCGCAGUCGCGUGCGCGCGUUUCUGUUGUGAUUUGCGUGCGUUUUGCAUGCGAUUUGUGUGCGUCUUUUUUGUGAGCCCGUAUGCAACACUUGGCCAACGAACUGCACUCACAACGCAUAGCAAAUUAUGUUUGCAGCUGCAUCGAGAGCUUAACAUUUUUAAUGGUUAGCCAUCUGUGGCUACUUCAAAUCAAAUCACUCAUAAAAGCAGCCAAAUAAGCAACAGUAAAAAGCAAUUCAGUGCUGCCAUAAAACCAAAUUAAUACACAUAUGAUAUAUAUGUACAUACACUCUUAUAUGCAUACUUCUUAUAUUUUUGUAUGUAAAUAAGUAUGUACAUGGAUAUGCCCUUCGUCAAAAUACCAGGUGUAUAUAUAUUUGUACGUAUCUGGCUACAUAAGUUAAACACAUGGUAGUAUAAUCAAAAAGACAAACUUGUUUCCAUCAACGACAUCGCGCAGUAACAAAUAUAAAACAAAUUAAAUUAAAUUAAUUUUAAUUGCCGCCAAAAGAUCACAUAAAAAGCGUGCAGUAAAAAGAAAAAUAUCAGCAAAUUAAUUAUAUUGUAUAUAGAAAAACAUGAUGCGAUAAAAUGUUUACGAUUUAAAAAUAAAAAUAAAAAAUAAAGAAAAACAUACAAAUUUAUAGUAUAAGCCCAGCAACAGAAGCGAUAACACAACAGGCGCGCUGCUAAACAAAAGACUUAGGCAACGAACUUGCUGCUGUUUCAUUGCUCGCUUACAUUAUGUGGCUAGUAUUGAGUGUUGAGCGCUAAGAGCGGUAAGAGCUGUUAGCUGUGAGAGUUGCGCCAGAUAACGGUGCUUCGGGUGAUAGCAAUAGACGUUACCAUAAAAAAAAACAAAAGCAACAAUAAUAACAGCAAGAAAAUGCAACAAGCAACAAACUAAUUGACAAGUCAAAUCCUGCCUGCUACAAACAAACAGCUGGGUACCAACGACCAGUAACAAAACAACUAACAACAACAAAAAACAAUCGCCGGACAGCUCGUCGACUGCCAGACUGGUGGCUUCAACUUUAAUCAAAUCGCAGCCCCAACGACAAUUGCAAAGUGUGCCUCUUAAUGUUUCCAAAUGCAUUUUACUGCCGCAAAAACAAAAAAAAAUCCAAAUAAAUUUACAUAAAUAUUUCACGUGCUGCUUUUUGCAACUGUUGCAGUGACGACGGUCACAUCCGCGUUUCCAAGAUUGAGAUUUACCGAGCUGGAUAGUUGCAAGUGUUUGGACCGUGUGUGCAUUCGCUCUGUGUGUGCGUGUAUGCGGUCUGUGUUUCUCCAAGAAUCUCAAUCUGCUAAAUGCCAGUGCCAGACAAAUCCAAAUAAUACUUAAAAUAAUAAAAAGCGCCUCGAGUGCGUUAAUUGCUGUUCAUUCGAAUCAAGCUGGGGACUUUGCCUCCGUUAGAAUCCUAACCAAUAUGUCAGAGUCAGCACCUUAAGCUGGAACAGCGAAAACAUAGGAAUAAUAUCUUAUUAACACUUAAAAAUCCACAUAUUGGCCAGCACUGAAUAAACGAUUUUGCGAACUGGAAAUACACGCGCAACAAAUGAUUGGCACUGAGGAUAUGUCCACAUCGACUGGCAUGGAUAUAAGUGAAUCCUUUCGUACCGAGGAUCUCUCAAAAACGGAUUUCUUCGAUUUCGUCACAGCUCCGGACAUGGGCAUUGGCAUCGGUGUUGGGGUGGAUGUGGGGGUAGGCGUUAGCCUGCAGCAGCAGCACCAUCAGCAGCAGCACAAUCAGCAGCACAACAGUCACAACCACAGCCAAGGUCAUCAGCCAACGACAUCACAAACGCCCCAGCAGGCCAUCUGCGGCGGCGGCGCAAGAACCACCAGCAGCAUGACACACGACGGCGGCGAAGGCGCCGGCAGCGGCAUUCCAGUGAGCAAUCGUAAUGGCAGCACCAGCAAUGGCGGCGAUCCCACGUUACAAGGCUAUGAGUUCUGGCAUCAGGACAAGGAUAACAGCCGCCUUGACUCCAGCUCUAUCUUCGAGGACCUUGAUCGAUACUGCUGGCAGCAGCAGCCGAUCACAGCCAGCGCUACGACCACCGUUAACGCCAGCAAUGUGCGAUGUACUAACCAGCCAAGUCCCACAUCUCCGCAAUCGCAUCCACAUCCACAUUCACAUCCACAUCAGCAGCAACAGCAACAUCAACAGCAACAGCAACAACAACAGCAGCCCAAUGCCAGCAGCUCCUCGAGUGCUGCGGGCAGCAGCAGCGAUACCAUUAGCAGCCUGGAUACAACUGACGGCCAGAUUUACACUUUGACAGUAUUAAAUGGAGGCGAGCCUUGGUUAAAGCGCGCCGAGACGGAGCAACUGCCCAGCGCACUGGAUUUGGACAGUUUGCUGGGCAGUUUUCCGGGCUAUAUCAAAUCAGAAUAUCCUUACGACGACAGCGGCUUCAGUACGGAUGGCAAGGAUGUGAUUGUCAGUGGUGCAGAUGUCAAUGGCCUCAGCAGUAUUUCCCAAUCCCAGCCACACGGACAGACGCUACCCUCACUGGUAACUGCCAUUUCCAUCGCAGGUGGCGGGGUCAACGAGCUGGGCCAACAGCUGGCCCAGUUUCAAAAUAACAAUAACGACUGGCACAUGGCCGAUCACAACGCGGAGGCGGAACAGAACUCUGCGGAAUCGCUGCUGCGCAGCGCUCUUCAAGGGAAGGGCUACGCCAAGGGCCUGCAUAUGCAAAAUGGUCUAGCAUUGCCUGUGGUCAAAGAUGAUGAAAUGAGGAGGCUACUCUUUACGCCAGAUGAUGCAGCGGAUGCUUUGGGCUUUGCGGACUCAACGCUGAAUACCGCGCAAAUGUUCGAGGAUGCACAGUCCAUGAGUCAUGCAGCCAGCGGUGCGCACAUGUCCUCGUCGAAUCACGGCCAGCAUGGUGGCAAUGCCAGCAUCAUUGUCGAUGAUAUGUUCCUGUCGCUGGAAAAUGCUUUUAGCGAUGACUUUGAGAAAAUCAAGCGCAUUGCCAAUGAGGUGCAGCAGUUCUGCAGUGCCAACACGGGCACACCAACGCCUGGAGAUUAUACCAGCAGCGAUGUGCUCAUGCAGAUGUCACCGAGCGCGACAGCAGGAACAACAACACAGCUACAGCCCCUAGCCAAUGCGCAACAACAACAGCAGCCGCCACCGCCCCCACAGCCCCUCAAGCCGGAGGUGUCCACAUCGACAACAGCUACAGCUGUGGGCACAUCUGUGGCAGGCAGUCGCCUUGGAGGCGUUAGCAAGCCCAAGAAGCAAUACAAGCGUAGCAACAGCAGCGCCAACAGCUCAAACAGCAACAAUAACAAUAACAACAAUAAUCCUAAUGUAGCCAACAACAAUAACAGCAACAACAACAGCAGCAACGUUCUGGGUGUGGUCAUUGGCAAUGGUGGCAGCUCCUCGUCAAGCGGUAGCGCCAGCAGCAGCAGUAAUAGUCCGCCUGCCAACUGCAAUGCGAGCGGUAGUUCGGCCAGCAGUGGCGGUGGGCAGCGAAAGGAGCGUUCACUACACUAUUGCUCCAUAUGCUCCAAAGGCUUCAAGGACAAAUACUCAGUGAAUGUGCACAUACGCACGCACACGGGCGAGAAGCCCUUUGCGUGCUCGCUGUGUGGCAAAAGCUUCAGGCAAAAGGCACACCUGGCCAAACACUAUCAGACACACAUGACCCAGAAGAACAAUGGCAACCUGAUCAAAGGCAGUUCCGCCAAGCAUCAGCGUGGUGGUUCCACUGCAGCUAACACCGGUGCAAGUCUUGUCCAACAGCGACAGCUCAGCGCGGUGGCCACCACGGUGGCCAGCCCCAGUUUAAUGAGCGCCGGCGUCGUGCUGAGUGGGCCAAAUACGCCGCCUGGCGUAUUACCGCCUGCCAAUGGUCUGUUGGCGAACCGGUAGUGUGCCGACCUUGGCUUUUAUAUGUAUAGGCUAUGUUCCACAAAACACAAAACAGCAAACUAUUUCUUGUUCCUUACUAACAGCAUACAAAACAAUAUGAAAAACUAAGAUAACUACUUGAAUACUCUUGGGAAAUUAUUUCCUAGAAAAUGAUCUUUCCUGAUCAAAAAAUUGUCAUUGAUGAAUUCCUAUCUCAGCUUUCUGUGCAAUUCCUAUAUCACAAACACAUCAAGACAAAAUCACAAACUCACUAAAUGCACUUCCAAAUAAAAUACUCAAUUAUAUUUUAUACCUAAAACACACACACACACACUCAUAAACACACAUACACAAAUUAAUUUUAAAUGUGCCAAAUUUAAAGCAAGAUAAAUUAACAAGCAAUUUUAAAUAAUAAUUA
Drosophila virilis is the source of this 4357-nucleotide messenger RNA. RefSeq lists its product as uncharacterized. Gene Ontology annotation, biological process: regulation of transcription by RNA polymerase II. NCBI's taxonomy places the organism in Eukaryota, Metazoa, Arthropoda, Insecta, Diptera, Drosophilidae. Gene Ontology annotation, cellular component: nucleus. The record is from RefSeq and is a predicted model, not a curated record. Gene Ontology annotation, molecular function: DNA-binding transcription factor activity, RNA polymerase II-specific.